GCGAUGCAGCUCAAGACUGGAAAGGCGGGGUUCCAUGACACCUCAACCUCAUCACUGGGGAAGCUGCGUUUGUGCCUCGGACCACGUCAUGACAGUAUCUCCCAUCCACGUUCCAUGAACUCUAUCGACCGUCCGGAACUCCCCUCUUUCAUCAGUUCCCGAUUACGCUUCGACCUUGUCAAGAGCCGGCCUCACAAUUACCAAUAUGGACGACAAUUCGGAUAUCCUCGAAGUUUCCCCUGUGGGAGACAUCAUCCUGGUCGUCGGCCCUCCUGGGGAGGAGCAAUUGCGUCUUAGGGUUUCGUCCACAAUCCUUAGAUCGGCCUCCAAAGUCUUCGACGCCAUGUUUUCGCCGCCUUGGGUUGAAAGCUCCCGCACGCUUUCGCUCGAAUCUCCCAAGGACGUUGAACUUCCUGAAGACGACCCCGAGGCAAUGAAAGCAAUCUGUUACGUCAUCCACCACCGUCCUGACAUGAUAUCCUUUGUUGAUGUGAAUGCAAAGCAAAUUCUACAGGCUGCCCGUACCAUUGACAAAUACGAUCUGGGUACGGCAAUGCAACUCGUUACCGACAAGUGGCUCCGUCAACAGCUACGAGCCAAAAGCGUCGAGGACCUGCUGUACAUGGCCGCGGCGGCCAUGGUGUUGAAGAACUACAAGGCUUUUUCCAAGCUCACCUGGCUUGUCAUGAUCACCCACGAAGGCAGCUAUCUCCGCUUCCAAAACGAUGAUCAACUUAGGGAGCUGUUCCCCUCGGAAAUGUUCUGUAAGGUCCUACUCAUGGAGCGAAGCUUCUCGAUCCGUGCACAACUUUCCAAGGCCUUGCAAAGAGCAAAAGCAACUCGCAUAUUCGGCUCAUGUAACUGCGCGGAUACCCUUGAUGGUGAAAUAAAUUCGGUGAACCUUGACUACCGUGUUGCCUCCGAUACUAGUAUCUCGAUCCUGGAAGCAUUGAGGGGCAUGCUCGAGGUUGCCAUGGCGCAAGAUAUUUUCAGGAAAAGUAACUGCCCAUCUCUUACUCGGCACUCAUGUGAUGGUAUUCAUUACAUCCUUCCGGACUGGACCGAGAGCGAAACCAGUCUCUGCCUCCAAUGCCUACAGAACGACCCGAACAUGGAGAAGGCAUGCGAGCAUAAAGUGAGACCUCCCUAUGUGGGGAAUCGCGAGCUAGAGCUAUUAUAUCUGUAUUGACAUCAACAAUGGACGGGGUGUUGAGUUCGCUUCAAAUGAAGAGCACUUGGAUGUAACUCGGAAGGAUUGAUGGCCUUGGAGAUGACAGAGAUAUGCAAGGGAGAACCUGCGCGCAUCCUAUGAUUUCCUACACGUACCCUACAGAAUUUGCAAUCUUUCAUAUUUCUUUCACGAU
Messenger RNA from Neurospora hispaniola, 1364 nucleotides. RefSeq lists its product as uncharacterized. The coding region runs from base 206 to 1189 and encodes 327 amino acids. The transcript is spliced from 2 exons. Gene Ontology annotation, molecular function: protein binding. The record is from RefSeq and is a predicted model, not a curated record. NCBI's taxonomy places the organism in Eukaryota, Fungi, Ascomycota, Sordariomycetes, Sordariales, Sordariaceae.